This is a messenger RNA of Uncinocarpus reesii 1704, 1488 nucleotides long. Its product is annotated as pyruvate dehydrogenase complex dihydrolipoamide acetyltransferase. Lineage: Eukaryota; Fungi; Ascomycota; Eurotiomycetes; Onygenales; Onygenaceae. Bases 1 to 1488 code for a protein of 495 amino acids. Gene Ontology annotation, biological process: pyruvate decarboxylation to acetyl-CoA. The record is from RefSeq and is a predicted model, not a curated record. The transcript has 4 exons. Gene Ontology annotation, cellular component: pyruvate dehydrogenase complex. Gene Ontology annotation, molecular function: dihydrolipoyllysine-residue acetyltransferase activity.
AUGGCUUCCGCUGCAGUGAUGUCGCGAUCCUCCUCGUUCCGCCUACUUCUCUCAAGACCCGCUCCGGCUCUCCGAGAAUCGCGGACCCUGUAUAAAUUGCGUGACACAUCACGGUUGCAGGGGCCACUGUUUGCCUCGCUGGCCAGAUACUAUGCCUCAAAAUCAUAUCCUUCCCAUACGAUUAUCAGCAUGCCGGCAUUGUCACCUACAAUGACGGCAGGCAAUAUCGGAUCAUGGCAGAAGAAAGUCGGAGACACUUUGGCCCCUGGCGAUGUCCUCGUUGAGAUUGAAACCGACAAAGCGCAAAUGGAUUUUGAGUUUCAGGAAGAAGGAGUGCUUGCGAAGAUUUUGAAGGAAGCAGGAGAAAAAGACGUUGCUGUUGGAAAUCCCAUCGCGGUGAUGGUUGAAGAAGGCACCGAUAUCUCCCAGUUUGAGUCAUUCUCCCUUGAAGAUGCUGGUGGUGAUAAGAAACCAGCCGCGGAUAAAGCACCAAAAGAAGCCGCAGAGUCAUCUAAGGGACCUGAAACUGAAGCCGAAGCCCCAUCGCCUGCGCGCGAUGAGUCGAAGCCCGCGGCAGAAGAACCAGAGGUGACAGGCGAACGUUUACAACCGUCGAUUGAUAGAGAGCCAUUGAUCAGCCCGGCCGCCAAAGCACUCGCCCUGGAGCGCGGAGUUCCCAUCAAGAGCCUUAAAGGCACAGGCGCUGGUGGUAGAAUCACCAAAGAGGAUAUUGAGAAAUACCAACCUACCGCCGCUCCUGGCGCUGCUGCUGGUCCCUCCUACGAAGAUGUUCCUGCCUCGUCGAUGCGCAAGGUCAUUGCCAAUCGUCUUACCCAAUCCAUGAGGGAAAACCCGCAUUACUUUGUUUCAUCCACUUUGUCCGUCACAAAACUCCUUAAACUUCGUCAAGCCUUGAACUCUAGCGCAGACGGCAAGUACAAGUUGUCCGUCAAUGACUUCUUGAUUAAAGCUUGCGCUAUUGCACUUCGAAAAGUUCCCGCCGUCAAUUCGGCUUGGAUUGAGCAAAACGGACAGGUUGUGAUUCGCCAGCACAAGAACGUCGACAUUAGCGUCGCGGUUGCUACUCCUGUCGGUCUCAUCACCCCUAUCGUGAAAGGCGUAGAGGGACUUGGCCUGGAGAGCAUUUCACGCCAGGUGAAGGAUCUCGGUAAGCGCGCCCGAGACAACAAGCUGAAGCCCGAAGAGUUCAAUGGUGGCACAUUCACCAUCAGUAACAUGGGCAUGAACUCUGCGGUGGAAAGAUUCACCGCAGUGAUCAAUCCCCCACAGGCCGGCAUCCUUGCCGUCGGCACUACCAAGAAGGUCGCUGUGCCCUUGGAGGGUGAAGACGGCACUGAAGUGCAAUGGGAUGACCAGAUCGUCGUUACUGGAAGCUUUGACCACAAGGUAAUCGAUGGAGCUGUUGGGGCCGAAUUUAUGCAGGAGUUGAAAAAGGUGGUUGAGAACCCUCUUGAACUGAUGCUAUGA